Brassica napus (rape) is the source of this 1996-nucleotide messenger RNA. RefSeq lists its product as uncharacterized. Gene Ontology annotation, molecular function: acetylglucosaminyltransferase activity. The record is from RefSeq and is a predicted model, not a curated record. Bases 330 to 1805 code for a protein of 491 amino acids. NCBI's taxonomy places the organism in Eukaryota, Viridiplantae, Streptophyta, Magnoliopsida, Brassicales, Brassicaceae. The transcript is spliced from 5 exons.
AACGACUCCAACACUCAAAUUAAAAUUCCUAUAUUAAGUAAAAAUAGAAAAAAUAAUCCAACAAUUAAGCCUUCUUUGUCUCUACGCCUUAUUAGCUUACGUGCCGAAUCACAACUAGUUAGGCCACAUUUAUUCCAUACAUUGAUAUGAACCAUUUUUAUAUCCAUUAAGACUCCAGUGUCGCGUAUAGCCACCGUGACCACCAUUUUAAUAUAGCCACCUUCGUACCAUAACUCAUUUUGAGAUCUUUCCUUCUAUUUAUUUAUAUAUAAAGGCAAUAGACCAAAAUUUAUCAUUCUUCAGAUAUUUUUUUUUCUCUUUCGACCCCUAUGGAGAUGUGUCUCUUUCAACGCACAUCGAAAACUCAUUCUUCAUCUUCUUCUUCAACUAUCUCGAGCCGUAUGAUAAAUUGCGUACUACUUUCUGUUUUUGCUUCCUUGGUCUACCUUCUCGUCUCGUUAUCUAGGUUUCAAUCUAAAGACACUAUCGAUGCCUACUUCUUAUCUUCUCAAGAUCAAUCUCAGAGCCCAACAGAGAUCGAUCACAUAGUCUUUGGGAUCGGAUCGAGCAUUAAGUCGUGGCCUGCACGUAGAGAGUAUGUUAGGCUUUGGUGGGAUGCUCAGAGAAUGAGAGGAUGCGUCUUUGUUGACCGUCCCUUGACGUCUUUGGUGAACGACACAGAUUCUCAUCUCCUUCCUCCGAUUUGUGUUUCCGAAGAUACAUCACGGUUCAGAUACACUUGGAGAAAAGGAGAUAGAAACGCGAUUAGGAUCGCGCGGUGCGUGUUAGAAACCGUAAGGAUGUUUAAUACCUCCUCAGAAGAAGUAAGAUGGUAUGUAUUUGGAGACGACGACACAAUAUUCAUCCAUGAAAACCUAGCAAAAACGCUCUCCAAAUACGACCACACAUCAUGGUAUUACAUUGGAGCAAGCUCAGAGAUUUAUCACCAGAACUCAUUGUUCGGACACGACAUGGCAUUUGGUGGUGGAGGGAUCGCUAUAAGCAGCUCGUUGGCUGACGUUUUAGCUAAAAAUUUUGAUUCGUGUAUCGAAAGGUAUCCACAUUUGUACGGAGGAGACUCUAGGGUUCAUGCUUGUAUGCUUGAACUUGGAGUUGGAUUGUCUCAUGAGCCUGGCUUCCAUCAGUUUGAUGUGAGAGGAAAUGCAUUGGGAAUACUGACAUCACAUUCAACGAGACCGUUGGUGUCUCUACACCACAUGGCCCACAUUGAUCCCAUUUUCCCAAACUCAACCACUUUCUCCGCCGUCCGCCACCUCUUCUCCGCCGUGGAACUUGAUCCUCUCCGUAUAUUUCAACUAUCCGUUUGCUACGACCGUUGGCACUCUUGGACCAUCUCUGUCUCCUGGGGCUAUGCUGUUCAGAUUGAGACUAGGCAUUUAUUUCUGCGGGAUGUUUUGAGAACACAAAAAACGUUUCGACCAUGGAAAAAUUCUGGCGGUUUGGCAAGUGUGUACACAUUCAAAACAAGAGAUGUUCAUCCUGAUCCAUGCCAAAGACCUGUCACCUUCUUCAUGGAACAUGUUUCUUCUUCUCCUGGUGAUGGAACUAUUAAAAGUGUGUAUAAGCAAGCUUACCAGAAUUGCACGUACGAUCCCAUUUCAUCUCCUCGAAAAAUCGAAGAGGUUAGAGUGUUUUCAGCAAGGUUGGAUCCGGAUAUCAGACAAUUGAAGGCUCCGAGAAGACAGUGUUGUGAUAUAUUACCAACUUCUUCCAAUGGUGGAAAAGUAUUGGACAUUGGAAUUCGAGAGUGCAAAGAGGAUGAGUUAAUCUAUAUACAUCCCUAGUAGCAACGUAACUAAUACGCUGUUAAUACCUUCUUUUUGUUUGUUACAUUUGCUAUCCAAAUUUAACAUAUGUCGUUGCCAUAUACAUGUUUUUAGUUAUUCUUCAUUUUUGUAUACUAUAUACUUAUUAAACUGUGACUCAGGUUGUUGCUUUUCAACUUUUGAGAUUUGUAGUGAACCAUUUUUGAUUA